Messenger RNA from Rhineura floridana, 5618 nucleotides. It is a transcript of the gene IL17RA, whose product is annotated as interleukin 17 receptor A. The record is from RefSeq and is a predicted model, not a curated record. Bases 59 to 2728 code for a protein of 889 amino acids. Gene Ontology annotation, molecular function: interleukin-17 receptor activity. The transcript is spliced from 13 exons. Lineage: Eukaryota; Metazoa; Chordata; Lepidosauria; Squamata; Rhineuridae.
ACUCAACUUUUCCUCCCUUGAAGCGCGCUUUCCCGCCCAUCUCAAGUAGAAUCUGGCCAUGCCCCGCUCCUUCUCUCAAGGCCACGCCCUCCCUCUUUGCUCCUCCUCAGGGUCUACACUGCCUUGUGCAAAACAGAUAUUACCAUCUCAGUCCCACUUCAUCUGGCUUGUAUGUGUAGACCUAGUCUAUGUGUGGUUAAGAAGUGCUGCAACUGUACAUAAAAUGGAGACAAACUUUUUAACUGAUGCACCUAGUUCCUCACUUCAUGGAAACAUACAGACAAAAUGUAGAGACAAGCCUCCAACCAUAGGUACCUGUAUGGAUCAGAGCUGGCUCAGUUGUUCAAAAUGGACUCCCUCAGCUCCAAGUUCCCUUGAUGUUCAUAUUGAUACUUUUGACGACAAAGAAAAACUGCUUCCUGUGCUGAAGAUAGAAUGGAACGUGGCUACUGAUGCAAGCAUUCAGCACCUUAAAGGGGCGGAACUGGCUGUGCUGCAGAUGAGCAGUAACCAGCAGGUCUGUGUUCAGUUUGAUUUUCAGAAUAACCUGUCAUUCCAAGUCCGUCCAGAUGGUGGAGGCCGGUGGAAUUUCUCUUUCAACCGUUUUGAGGUACUACCAGGUCAAGCAUACCAAGUGACAGUCCAUCACCUACCCAAAUUAUGUUCUGCAGGAGACUAUAAUCGGAAAUCCCUGUCAUUCAUAGUACCAGAUUGCACAGAUCCUGUCAUGAAAACCACAGCCCCAUGUCUGCAAAUAGGCAGUGCGUGGGAACCCAGCAUUGAUGGAAGAAGCAUAGAUGAUGAGACUGUAUUGGUGAGCUUUAACCCAGCAAUGGAGUCAGCCAGUUAUCUCAUCCAUGUGACCAGUUUUCAAGAAGAUGACAAAGAAUGUAAAAAGACCACAAAAGAAAUCUGUUCUCCAUCAAGCUGUUCUCCAUCGUCCUCACCGCAUGAGGCAUUUACUUCAGAAGGAUUGCAACAGCCACUGAAUGUCACAGUCAAACUAGAGAGAAACUUGAAGAGUUGUUGCAAAUACAAGGUUCAGAUCCAGCCAUUCUUUGCACGUUGUGCCACAGAUUGUAUGAGGCAUUCAGUUUUCAUCCCGUGUUUCCCUAGCCCCCUGACUAUUACAGGUGACAACACAACAAAGGAAGCUGAUAAUCUUUCAACGGUGCUGCCCUGGGGCCUCACUUUCAUGUGCAUUUUACUAGUUGGAUCAGCUGUUGCUUCCGUUAUUUGGCUCGCUCGAAGGCAAAAAGGAAUAAAUUUAGGUUCAAGCAAUACUGAUGCCACCCACCAAGAACUCCUGCCCAUGUCACAGUCUCCUCCAUCUCUGAAGCCCCGUAAGAUUUGGAUUGUGUAUUCUGCUGAUCACAAGCUUUAUGUAGAUGUUGUGAUGAAAUUUGCACAGUUCAUGAUCACAGUCUGUGGUACUGAAGUAGUCCUGGACCUGCUGAAUGAACGUCAGAUAUCAGAGAUGGGGGCUGUACGCUGGCUUACUCGGCAAAAACAGGAAAUGGAAGCACUCACUUCAAAGAUCAUAAUAUUGUGUUCCCAAGGUACUCGAGCCAAGUGGCAGGCCAUGCUGGGGCAUGAGGAGUUAACUGUAUCUCUCAAGCAAGAUAACCUGCUGCCGAUAGGGGAUAUGUUCACUCCAGCAUUGAAUCUGAUCCUGCCAGAUUUUAAGCAGCCAGCUUGUUUCGGCAUGUACCUUGUCUGCUAUUUCAAGGGCAUAAGCACUGAAAGAGAUAUUCCAGACCCAUUCAACGUCACCUCCAAAUAUCAGCUGAUGGAAAAGUUUGAGGAAGUUUACUUCUUGAUUCAGGAUCUGGAGAAGUUUGAACCAGGGAGAAUUCAUCAGAUUCCAGAGAUCUCACCUGAAAGGUACACUGAAAGCCCCAGUGGCAGACAACUGAAGGAGGCAGUGCAGAAGUUCCAGAAAUGGCAGGCUGAACACCCUGAUUGGUUUAAAAGAGAGAAUGACGGCUCUGAAUAUAAGGAUGACCUUCAGUCUCUAAAUGGAGAUCUCUCUGACGAACUGCCUGAGGGAAGAAUUCUGAAACAGCAACUGCUUCCACAAGAACCUGUUCCCAGCAGCUGUUGCUUGGUCAACCUCUUGGUCAAUAAGGAUGAGUUCAGGGCCUGUAAGCUGUUACCACAGCUUCUACCACAGGAGGAUCAAGCAUUCCAGACCCUGGUUGUUCCUGCUGAUGACACCUCCCAGGCUCAGGUGGUUGUGCCAGUUGCCCUUUCAGAGGAGAGAGAGAUAUUCAGCCAUCAGCUGCUAACCAAUGGAGAGUGGCUGGAAAGAGUGCCCAUGAUGUUAACUAGCACCCCAGGGAGAAACAAUGUCAUCCUUCAAGAAGAACUAUCCUCAAAUCCCCACCCUUGGCCAGCUGAUGUGAAGCAGCAGCUGGAGGGCUUAAUGUAUUCUCUCUAUCAACAAAGCAUUUCUACCUCUGAUCCGCCUCUCCGCCAAGAAGAUGUUAAUGAGCAGCAGCUGGUUUUUGAUGAGUCUUGCAAAGAUCAAAGACAGUCGGUGCAGUCAGACCAGGGUUACAUUUCCAGAUGCUCCCCUUUGCCUUCUGACAGCCCUGUGGAGGAAGAGGAAGACCAAGAACAGGAAGGGCAUGGGUCUGCCGGACACCUCUCCCCAGAUGUUUUGGACAGUCUAAAAAGUCUUCAGCAGCAGCUGCUUUUUCAGGAUAUUCAGCAGCACUUCAGCUAGGUUCACAUGGGAAGGGAGGCUGGAUAAGCUCUAGAUCUCCACCCAGAACUUCUUCUGUUCUGCCAUAAAGGAAGUGAAUGUUGCCUAGAAUGCAAAUUGGUUGCAGUGGUUGGAUUGCAAAAAGGAAGUGACUGUUGGUUUGGAAGAUCAGACAUCCUUAUAAGUGCACACUUUUGUAAAGUGUAAUGGGUAGAAGAGCUGACUGAUAGCUAUUUAGCAGCGGGCUCUGCCCAUUCAUCUUGCUUACAGUAUAUACUGGAACAUCCUUGUGCUCUGGUAAUCUACCUUUAAAUGGAGGUAUAUGUCAAAGCUAUAAAUAAUAUUGUAUUCUGCGUAUUAAUUGAUGCUACAAGCUGGUACAAGUGUAUUGAUGCUACGAGAGGAUCAGAUGAAUGGUCCAGAUAGGCCAGUAGGCUCCUGGUGACAAGCCAGAUAUAAAAUGAUUAUGAUGGAAACAUAAGAUACUUGCUGGAUAAGAGAAAAGGUGCAUCUAGUCCAACAUCCUGUUUUCCAUUGUGAAUGACCUGAUGUCCACUCCUGCAGCUGUUGAUCCCAGAAAUGGUAGUCAGUAGCAUAGCGUCUCUGAACCUACAAGUUCUAGAUGGCUAUGAGGCCUAAUAGCCAUUGUUAGGUUUAUCCUCCAUUUAAAAGCAUCUUAUCCAAUUGUUACAUCUUUAAGCAGUGAAUUCUAUAAAUUCAUUGAGCAUUACGUUGUAGUAUUAUAUGAGGAAGAAAACUUCUUUCCACUUCAUGCAUAAUUUUAUAAAAGUCUCCUCAUGUCUGUCCUUAGUCAUUUUGUACUGAACUAAAAAGCCCAAAACACUUUAGCUGUGCUAAAGAUUGCUUGGAUUACCUUUUUCUGUACCUUUUUUCUUGCUUGAGGUUAUGUGCACGGUAUUCCAAGUGCAGCCUCCCCUAGAUUUACUGUGUAUGAAAUGCAUUUCAAUAUUGGCUGCUUUAUUUUCAAUCUUUUUCCUAGCAUGAAAUAUCCCUAUUUCAGUGCCGCUACAUACUGAGGUGACACGUAUGUUGCUCAAAUCACCAUGGCCCAAAGAUCUUUCUUGCAUAAUCACCACCAAUUCAGAUCCUAUUAAUAUAUACAUGGUUAGGAUUUUCUCCCCCAAUAUGUAUCUAUUACAUAUUCAGUCUCAUUUGCAAUUUUGUUACCUAUUCACCCUGUUUGGAAAGGCACUUUACAACUCUUUACAACCCAGGUAGGUUUUCACCCUUUGGAAUAAUUUGCUGCCAUCUCGCUGCUGACCCUCGUCUCCAGGUCACUAAUGAACUCCAAAUCAUUUUACAAAUGAUUAAGACAAAAUGAUCCGCAUCAAGGCAAGUGUGUCAGUUCUUCUUCAUUCACAAGCACUCUACUCAAAGCUGUUUUAAUAUUUGUGUCAAUAAGGUAAAAUGCUCUUGUAUUGAUUUGAAGUCCUGUGUUAAGUAAUUGUUAUGCCUAGUUAUAAAUGCUGCAAUAAUUAAUUUUCAUGUCACAAACAGUUCCAGCAAUGUAACCCAGGUUUAGGGAUUGUCUUGCAAAUGAGUUGCUAGCUUCCAUACUUGAGCUAUGAUGGAUGGAUAAUCAAAACUACUGAAUCAAUCUUUGGAAUGCACUUACUUUUGAUAAUGGAUACUUCAUCAUGAAAGUUGGAGGAAGAAACUUGGCAGAUCUAACUUGGACGGGAAUAUUUUAACAAGAUGCUGAAGCAGAGAAGAAAAGUGGUUGAGCUGAAUAGAGGAAAUUGCAGCUAGUGUACUAAUUUCUUGGUUUCUGAUUCAAUCUAUAAUAUGCCUUUGAAUGAACUGCAGGGAUGUUAUUUGCAGCAGCAUCUCCAUGUCAAAAGUAAUGAGGUUGCAGCCUCUGAAACACAGGCAAAGGGCUCUUUAAUAUGCACCUCUCCCCACACUUCAGACAUCCUCUUUUGCUUUCCCAUUAUGUACCACACCUACUAGCUCCCUACGCAAGCCAAGACAUAGGCAAAUGGAAGCAAGCAGUUGAAGGAAAGUGUGUGCUUGGCAGGAGACCUUUUUGUCAAUGUCAGUGGACAGAACUAAUGCUGAUUUUUCAGUUGUUGCUCAGUCCAAAAUAUGGCUCUGUCUAAAAUAUGCUGUAGACCUGGUGACAAAACACUAUAGUUUAACCUGGAUAGAGGUGGUCCAGUAGAAAGAGGGAAGAGGAUUAGUGCCAGCAAAUACUAGGGAUGGUAUUCACACAGGGUAGACCCGCUGAAAUUAAUAGCCAUUGCUAACUUUGCUUCAUUAAUUUCAGUGGGUCUUUUCUGAGUAAGAGUAGCUGGGUACAACCUUAGGUGUAAGAAUGUGUUAUACCAUCAAGAUCCAGCAAACUGUAGCCUAUAUAUGAACCAAGAAGCAGAGUAAACAGUGUGCCUUGCUUCUCGUUGGAAAACCCAUGUUUUGGAUUGAUGUAUUCAAGUUAGUGAUUGAAACAUGUUCCACAAAGCGGAAUUCUCUUCUCUACAUUGCAACUGUACAAGAAAAGCUAUUAAAGGCUAAUAAAACAUCCAUGCAUGUUAGCAACCAAUUCAGCCCAAGCACAACUGCACAGUAGCACCUGUGGGGAGACAGGGGAAAGUGAUCAGUUCCCCAUGCCCUGUCAGGUCUGCUGCCUUGUUAAUUGUGCCAGUGCAACAAGUGCUGAGCUGAUGCUUGUUCCACUGAAUGACUUCUUAGCCAAUUUUUGGAGACCACUCAGCCGUUUACUUCAGUGUACAUGGUUCAUCCUGUAUGAGAUUAUAGCUGGACGUUUUUUAUAUUUUAUGUUUUGCUCUGCCUUUUCCAGUGGUAGUUUUUAAUAACUUAAUUAUAAUGUAUCAUAUUUUGUACAUUCCUGAAUCUUUCCUAAAUAUUUGUAAUUAAAGAAAACUAAGUAUUA